This is a messenger RNA of Dipodomys spectabilis (banner-tailed kangaroo rat), 3247 nucleotides long. RefSeq names its product acidic nuclear phosphoprotein 32 family member E (gene Anp32e). Gene Ontology annotation, molecular function: phosphatase inhibitor activity; histone binding. Gene Ontology annotation, cellular component: nucleus. The transcript has 7 exons. NCBI's taxonomy places the organism in Eukaryota, Metazoa, Chordata, Mammalia, Rodentia, Heteromyidae. The record is from RefSeq and is a predicted model, not a curated record. Gene Ontology annotation, biological process: regulation of apoptotic process. The coding region runs from base 340 to 1113 and encodes 257 amino acids.
GCAGUGCCGUGUCAUGGAGGCUCAGUCUCGGAGCAGCCAUUGAAGGGGAAGGAACUGCGGGAGUGUGUGUGUGUGGUGUGUGUGUGUGCGUGCGUGCGUGUGUGCGCGCGCGCGGGUGUGUGGACAAGGAGGUGGGGGCAGCCGAGUUAAGAGUCCUAACUCCUUGGACUCCAUUUGCUAUUCUUUUCUUUCUCCUCUACACCUAUUUGGUGGUUGUGGGCGUUUGUAUUUUGCUUUUCUUUUCAUUCAUUUCCAGAUCUUAAAAAUAAAUUUUUUUAGGGUUGGGGGUAGUGGAAAAGGGGGUGAAGGAGGAGAGUAGCAGCAGAAAAGCAGGAGGACAUGGAGAUGAAGAAGAGGAUUAGUCUGGAGUUACGGAACAGAGCCCCGGAGGAGGUAACAGAGUUAGUCCUUGAUAAUUGCCUGUGUGUCAAUGGGGAAAUUGAAGGCCUGAAUGACACUUUUAAAGAACUAGAGUUUCUGAGUAUGGCUAAUGUGAAAUUAAGUUCACUGGCCCGGCUCCCUAGCUUGAAUAAACUUCGAAAGUUGGAACUUGGUGACAAUAUAAUUUCUGGAGGUUUGGAAGUCCUGGCAGAGAAAUGUCCAAAUCUUACCUACCUCAAUCUGAGCGGAAACAAAAUCAAAGACCUCAGUACUGUGGAAGCUCUGCAAAAUCUUAAAAAUUUGAAAAGUCUUGACUUGUUCAACUGUGAGAUCACAAACCUGGAAGAUUACAGAGAAAGUAUUUUUGAGCUGUUGCAGCAAAUCACAUACUUAGAUGGAUUUGAUCAGGAGGAUAACGAAGCACCAGACUCGGAAGAGGAAGAUGAUGAGGAUGAAGAUGAAGAUGAAGAUGAAACUGGUCUACUUGAAGGAUAUGAGGAGGAGGAGGAGGAAGAAGAAGAAGAGGAAGAUGAAGAUGAAGCAGAUUCAGAAUUGGGAGAAGGAGAAGAGGAAGUGGGUCUUUCAUACUUAAUGAAAGAAGAAAUUCAGGAUGAAGAAGAUGAUGAUGACUAUGUUGAAGAAGGGGAAGAAGAGGAGGAAGAAGAAGAAGGCCUUCGUGGAGAGAAGAGAAAACGAGAUGCUGAGGAUGAUGGAGAAGAAGAAGAUGACUAGAUCAUUCUCAGAUUCAAUUUCCUAGAUCUCCUGGGUGUGCAACAGAGUGAUCACAUCUUCUUUCUUUUUCAUGUAUGAUAGCUCUCCCUACCAGAAGAUAAUCUGUAACUUUUUUAUAGGAGAAGUGUGGUUUUACUAUUUUUGCCUUAUCAUUCCAAUUAAGAUUUACUAGUUUGCUAAUGAUCAUGUUGUAUGUAGAGAAAAAUUUUCAUUAACUCCCUCAUCCCUCCAUUGUGCAAUUCUCUAGCAAUGUAUUUGGAAUCUUAAUUUUUCUAAUUCAGGCUUACUGUCUUAGACAUUUUUAGCCCAUAAUUAAAACAUGAUCAAUUUUACACAGGUAUAGUUUGGUGCAUUUCAUUUAUAAGGUUUUAAAGUUAUUUAUAAAUUAACUGAAAUUAUGGUCAGCUCUCAUAUGAAAGGAAAAUAGCCUCUUGAUUGAUAAGUUGACUUUUUUUUAAGCAGUGAUUCAGAUUUUUAGUUUGAAGGCAGUGAUUUUUAUUUUAUUCUGGAUAUAAGCAUUUGGGGGCCAUCUUGUCUCUUGAAUAAAUUGGAAAGUAGAAUCAGAAUAAUAAAGGUCCAUGUAGCAGUUAGUGUAGUUCAUGGAUUUGGGUAAUUAGUCCAUGAGUUUUUAUGGCGACUGAGAAGAUUUUGUUUUGGAAGGACAAAUUGCUUAUGCUAAGUCCAGAGACUUGCAGGUGAGUCCUUUCUUCAGGCUGUAGAUCAUGACAUGCUAGUGGUUUUAUUAUGUUUUAGAAACACCUGUCUUUUUUUAUGAUUAGCUUCCCUUCUAGCUUCAUUCCCUCUCUUAUCCCAAAAGAAAGAUGGGAAACUUGCAGCUGUCCAGAAAACCUUUAGUCUAAUACCUCAAGUACCUUUUCAGGCUUGUCUGGGUUUUAAAAAAAAGUGGGAGAAUUAGAGAAUUUUCUUAGAUAAAAUACAGUUUUAUGCAACAAGCUCAGCUUACUGUUAAAUCUUUGUUGGUUGAUAACAUGUAAUACUGUAUCAAAAUAAAGAGAGAAAAGUAGAGGAGGCUUUAGAAAGUAGCAUCAGCAUUUCUCAAAAGUCAGAGUGAUUGCCUGUUGAUGAGACUGGAUUUUUUAAACUGGUUUUCCAAAAUGAGUUGGAAACUGACCUUGUAAAGUAUUUACAGCUUUUUUGAGUAGAACCUUUAAUUUCCUAUCUAUAGUUUUAAAGCAUAAGCAAGUAUCCCAUUGGAGUGUAGUAGGCAGUUGGAAGAAUAUUUGAAACUGAAUUGGUAGGAAAAUUGAGAUUUAUUUUCAAAUUGUUUGUCCAUUAAAGAUAGAAAAAAUAUUUGUGAUUGUUUCUUCCUCAUAUGGCUACUAACUAAAACAGUAGACAAGUCUAUCUCCCUUUGGUCAUGGAGGCUCCAUGUUCAAGACAGCUUUGACAAAUUUGAUGUUCUCUCUGAGGUACAAAUCACUGAGUAUAGUAUUGCUGUCACUCCCUUUUUGUUUUAAGACAUAUAAUUUAGUGUUUUAAAAUACUUAUGAAGUUUGUGACAAACUAAAAAGGCUGCACAACUGACUGAAAUAAAACACUUGAGAUAAAUUUGGCGGUAGAGAUUGAAAUCUCCAAAAGAUGAACAUUUUUUUCCUCUCCUAAUUUUAUCAAUUGAAAUGCCUGUGUUCAUUCCUAAAACAUUCUCACUCUGCCAAUUAUAAAAUGCUUAUUUUAAAAUGAAAUCUAUAUAUUGACUUAUCAAUCAUCUAUUGUGCAAUCAAAAUUAGAGUUCUUUGGUUUGAAGACUACAUUUAGAGCCUCCAGAUAACUUUUAAGACUUCCUUAGCUCUGUGGGUGGUAUUUUCAUGCAAAUAAGUAAGGGUGGGUUUAUAUUUUGUAGAAGUUUUGGGUCCUGUUUUAAUGCUCUUUGUAUGGCAGUAUGUAUAUAAUGUGUUAAGUUCUUCAAGAAUCUCUCCUUAAAAUUUUGAAUACUUUUGUGCAACUGUGUUUUGAAUAAAGCCAUGACAGUGUUAAAAAAAAUUCAAAAAAAUGCAGUACUCCUGAUCAUUCUUUCAUUGUUUCUGACUAUUCCCUGGUUUUUGUGACUGCUGUAACUUAAAAGUUUUUGAAACUGAAUUGCUUCAAAUAAAUUGAAGAUUUGUUAUAAUGAUUA